Athalia rosae (coleseed sawfly) is the source of this 898-nucleotide messenger RNA. RefSeq names its product L-lactate dehydrogenase C chain-like. The coding region runs from base 1 to 786 and encodes 261 amino acids. Gene Ontology annotation, biological process: carboxylic acid metabolic process. Gene Ontology annotation, molecular function: L-lactate dehydrogenase (NAD+) activity. The record is from RefSeq and is a predicted model, not a curated record. The transcript has 5 exons. Lineage: Eukaryota; Metazoa; Arthropoda; Insecta; Hymenoptera; Athaliidae.
AUGAACGUUCCGAAGUUUGUCCAUUCCUCAGAUUUCUGCGCCUCGAGUAAUUCGAAAGUCGUGGUGGUCACCGCUGGCGCUAGGCAGUUGAAGGACGAGAGUCGGCUGGACCUUCUGCAGCGAAAUGUCGAUAUUUUCAAAAACAUCAUACCGCCCCUCGUCCAGUACAGUCCGGAAGCGGUAUUCGUCAUCGUGACGAAUCCAGUCGACAUCAUGACGUGGGUGGCUUGGAAGCUCAGCAAUCUACCCGUUCACAAGGUAGUCGGCACCGGAACCCAACUCGACUCGUCCAGAUUCCGCUUCCUACUCUCCGAUCGUCUCGGUAUCAGUCCGAGUUCGAUCUCGGCGUGGAUCAUCGGUGAGCACGGCGACACGCAGGUACCUUUGUGGUCCGGGGUAAACGUUGCCGGAGUCCAACUGCGCGAUAUCGUACCGAACAUCGGGCUACCGACCGACUACGAAAAGUGGCACGAAGUUCACAAGGACGUUGUCCGAGCAGGUACAACCGUGAGGUGUUUGAAAGGCUACACGAGUUCGGCCGUCGGUCUUUGCGUGGCUGACAUGGUGGACUGCAUCUUGAGAAACGUGAACGAAGUUAAAUCGAUCUCGACCCUCGUCCAAGGCCAUCACGACAUCAAAGACGAAAUAUUUUUGUCCCUCCCCUCGGCGCUGGGCGAGGAGGGUAUCACGAAAAUAAUUCGAAUGCGGAUGACGGAGUACGAGAAAAAAUUGCUCAAGAUAUCGGUCGACACGAUAACGAACGCUCAGAAGAACGUAAAGGUCUGAAGUCUUCCGCAUCGACGUCCUCGUGCGCAUCGUUCGCCGUUUGUGCGAUUUUGAAAUAAUUUGUGAAAAAGUGAAUAAAAUUAUUCGUCCUGCACGUCCUGCGCAAACGUCG